Myripristis murdjan (pinecone soldierfish) is the source of this 4895-nucleotide messenger RNA. It is a transcript of the gene kdr, whose product is annotated as kinase insert domain receptor (a type III receptor tyrosine kinase). Gene Ontology annotation, biological process: regulation of MAPK cascade; endothelial cell differentiation; multicellular organism development. The record is from RefSeq and is a predicted model, not a curated record. Gene Ontology annotation, molecular function: vascular endothelial growth factor receptor activity; growth factor binding; ATP binding. Gene Ontology annotation, cellular component: signaling receptor complex; plasma membrane. NCBI's taxonomy places the organism in Eukaryota, Metazoa, Chordata, Actinopteri, Holocentriformes, Holocentridae. The coding region runs from base 240 to 4292 and encodes 1350 amino acids. The transcript is spliced from 30 exons.
GGGGACCGGGCGACAGUGUCGGCGCUUCUCACCGCUCUCAGACCGGAGCGACUUUCCUAUGUGUUCCUGAGAUUUUUUUUUCCAGCAUAACUGUGGCCAACUUUCACAGACGGAUCUUUGAAGGGACUAUAAAGCAUAAAUGAUCAACGGACAUGUGAUGUGAUGAGCGUGUAGGAUUAUCACCGGAGUGAACUUUUGUGCUGGAUGUGAAUGUGGGGCAAGUCCAUCUCUACUGUCGGAUGAUGGCUCAGGCAGUCUCCGUCAUUCUCCUCUGUGGCAUUAUUCUGGAAAUCAGUUAUGUCGCUGCUAUCGAACCGAGGUUUAUGCCUGAUCCCCCAACACUCAGCAUCCAUGGCAACCAGAGGAUGAAUAAAUCUGAUAACCUGGAGCUCACCUGCAGUGGUCGCCAGUACCUGACGUGGACGACUCCCUCUACAAGCAGACGCUUCUCCACAGUCGACUGCAGUGGAUCCGGACUCUUCUGCACGUCGUUACGGAUCUCCAACGCAACUGUCAAUGAAACCGGGCAGUAUCGUUGUUCCUACAAAGACCUAGAGAUCGAGGACGGCAAGACUUCAGCAGCUGUGCAUGUAUUUGUCAGAGAUGACAAGAUGCCGUUCGUGCCAUUAGAGAAAGAAUACGAAGUGGUGUUCAUCCGAGAAGGGGAACGUGUGGUCAUACCAUGCCGCGGUUCAAUGGAGAAUCUCAACGUUACACUCCAUACUAAGUAUCCAAAGAAGGAACUUUAUCCAGACGGGAAUUCUCUGUGGGACGCCAAGACGGGAUUCACCGUUCCCAGUCACCUGAUCAGCUAUGCCGGUGUCGUGUUCUGCCAGACUCAGAUAGGCAAUGAGACGUUCAAGUCCCCUCUCUACAUAGUUGCUGUUGUUGGAUACAAGAUCCAUGACCUCAUCCUGACCCCCACGCUAGUGAGGCUGUCUGUGGGGGAGCGACUGGAGCUCAGCUGCACUGCCAGCACCGAGCUCAAUGUGGGCAUCGAAUUCAACUGGACACACUCUGGCCAGGCCCUGACCUCAAUAAACGGCUCCCAGAAGGUCUCCCAAAAAAAGAAGCUGUGGAACUCUUUGGAACUGUCCAACAAGCUGGUGGUGGAGAACGUGACAGUAAAUCACACUGGAGAAUACACCUGCACUGCAUCUAGUGGCCAGAUGGACAAAAGCACCUCAGCGUUUCUUAAGGUUUAUGAAAAGCCGUUCAUUGAGAUAAAAGAUCCGUGGACGAAGGUUUUGGAGGUAAAUGUGGGCGAUCAGGCGUCUGAGUCCAUGAUUCCUGUCAAGUACUCGGCCUACCCUGACCCCAUUGUUAAAUGGUAUAAAAAUGGCCAGCAACUUCGCAAGGAGGAUUACAGGAUAAGACCAAGAAACGAUGCCCUGGUGAUCCGUGGAAUCACAGAAAAAGACGCAGGGAACUAUACAGUGGUCUUGACCAAUAAAAUCACCAAGGAGGAACAGAAGCGCUCUCUCCAGCUGUUGGUCAAUGUGCCUCCUCAUAUCAUUGAGAAAGAGGUGGCUGUGGAUACUGAUGUACACACGUAUGGCAGCAGCCCAACCUUAAGGUGCACAGCCCGAGGAAUCCCCACACCUUCACACAUCCAGUGGCAGUGGAUGUCAAAAGAGGACUGUCCAGAUGCAUUCCAGUCGGGACCGAUGAAGUCUGAGUUCAACCUGGAGAAGUGCACCAGCUGGAGAGACAUCAGCAACAGCACUGGUCAGAACCGUAUUGAGCGAAUUACGACCGAUACCGAUCAUGCACAAAAGAAAACUGGGAGUUCUUUGAAGAUUCAGAAAGCUGAGGUCCACACCCUCUACAGAUGCCUGACUGCCAACAAAGCAGGAGAAGAUUCACGCGUCAUCGUCUUUCUUGUGACACGUGGCCUUGAGCUGAGUGUGUCUCCGUCCAGCGAGCCCUUGGAGGAGAACAAUGUGGUUCUGAGGUGCAAGGCAGACAAGCUAAUCUACUCGAACCUCGCCUGGUUCCGUGUGUCCAACAUCUCAGACUUGGGGCAGGUCCCGUCGGUGCAGCCCUGUCGUUCCCUACCCCUGCCCCCGCGGCCCCUGUCUCAGGCCGUGCUGGCCGGACAGCAGGGCACCAACUUGACCUUGGAGCUGCCACUGCCAAAUGCGUCCCGUCAGGAUGAGGGUCUGUAUGCCUGUCAGGUGGAGAGCAUUAAAACUGGGGAGAGGACUUGCCUGCUUCACCACCUCUCACUCAGAGGUCUUGAAGCUGCACGGAUUCUGAAUAAUUUAACGGACCAAAAAGUUAAUGUUAGUGCAACAGUCACUUUUGUCUGUGAUGUUGCCGGUACACCCAGCCCAAUCGUGGUGUGGACCAAAGACAACCACACUGUACAGGAAGGCUCAGGUGUGAUUCUGAGCCGUCUUAACCAGAUUUUGACGAUUCAGCGCGUCAAGAAGGACGACAGUGGUCUGUACACCUGCACUGCAUGUAACUUCCGUGGCUGCGACACCUCACAGGCGUUUUUGACGACUGAAGGUGCAGAGGAAAAGACUACUGUGGAGCUGAUUGUUCCCAUUGGUGCAGUGGUCAUUGCCAUGUUUUUCUGGUUACUGAUCGUCUUUGUCAUCCGCAGCAGAAAGAGAUCAAAUGGUGGGGACCUGAAGACAGGCUACCUGUCCAUGAUCCUGGACUCAGAGGACAUGCCCAUGGACGAGCAGUGUGAAAGACUCACUUAUGAUGCUAACAAAUGGGAGUUCCCUCGGGACAGGCUGAAGCUAGGUGAUCCCCUGGGCCGAGGAGCAUUUGGUCAAGUGGUGGAAGCAGCAGCCUUUGGGAUUGAGAAAGCCACCACAUGUACGACUGUCGCAGUCAAGAUGCUUAAGGAGGGCGCCACAUCUAGUGAGCAUCGCGCCUUGAUGUCAGAGCUGAAAAUCCUCAUCCACAUCGGUCACCAUCUGAAUGUUGUCAACCUGCUGGGAGCCUGUACUAAGCCAGGGGGGCCAUUGAUGGUGAUUGUAGAGUACUGUAAACAUGGAAACCUCUCCAGCUACUUGAAGAGCAAGCGUGGAGAGUACAGUCCCUUUAAGAGGAAGAGGGUGGGGGGCCAGGGGUGGGUGUGUGUGGAGGAGGAUGUGACUGAAGGGGACCUGGGUCUCGGGAAGAGCACCCAGCUGGACAUCUGCACGGGGACAGCUGUCUGCUCCGGACUGGGAGACAACACUUCAGACAUCAACCUGGACAGCCAGGAAGAGAGCUCGGACUGUGACCAUCUGACCAUGGAGGACCUGAUAAGCUACAGCUUCCAGGUGGCCAAGGGCAUGGAGUUUCUGUCCUCUCGCAAGUGUAUCCACAGAGAUCUCGCAGCCAGGAACAUCUUGCUGUCAGAGAACAACGUGGUGAAGAUCUGUGACUUUGGCCUGGCUAGAGACGUCUACAAAGACCCAGAUUAUGUCCGCAAGGGAGACGCGCGUCUCCCUCUGAAGUGGAUGGCUCCUGAGACCAUCUUUGACCGGGUGUACACCACACAGAGUGAUGUGUGGUCCUUUGGAGUGCUUCUCUGGGAGAUCUUCUCCCUGGGAGCUUCUCCUUAUCCGGGUGUUUGCAUAGACGAAUCUUUCUGCAGGAGGCUUAAGGAGGGUACGAGGAUGCGUCCGCCUGACUAUGCCACCACUGAGAUAUACCAGACUAUGUUGGACUGCUGGCUGGAUUGUCCCACAGACAGACCAACAUUCACAGAGCUGGUAGAGCAUCUGGGGAACCUGCUGCAGGCCAGUGCUCAACAGGAUGGGAAAGACUACAUCCCCCUAACAGCAGGUGAGGUACAAGGACCCCCAGUGAGUCCCGACCCUCUGAGUCCCUACAUCAGGCCCCAAAGUCAAGAAAUCCUGGAGGCCCAGCUCCACUAUGACAACGCACCAACCCUUGGGCUGUCCCAACAAGGUGAAAGGUGCAGUCGGCCACUAAGUGUUAAGACUUUCGAUGACAUUCCUGUGGAGCAUAACAGUGUCAUGGAGGGUCACAUAGACAGCGGCAUGGGCCUAACAGCAGAGGAGAUGAAGGGCCUGGAUCAUCAGCUGCCACGCACACCCAACUUCAGCCAGCUGUUGCGCUGUAAGAGUAAGGAGUCUCUGGCAUCUGAGUCCUCCAACCAGACAAGUGGAUACCAGUCAGGAUACCACUCCGAUGAUACAGACACUCCAAUCUAUGCAAAUGAGGAGGUGAUCAUGAAGCACAAAAUGCUGAAGAAGCCUCCAUUACCCAAGACAGCUGACAAGUUCAGUCUUGAGGUCCGUUAUAGCACGCCGCCUGUCUGACCCCAAAUAUUCCCCUCCACCUCCAUCCCUCCUCAUUAAACUUCCUACCCCGAGUCUUUUCACUGUACAGUAUUUUGUUUACCUUCCACAGGUAUUAUCUUUAGGAACAAUGCCAUCGCAUGCAAUAGAUCUUUGUUCACUGUGGUGUUGAGAUAUUUUCACAAGAGAUAACUUAAUAAUUCAAGGGGGGAAACCGAAGGUUGUAUGCACGAGAUAAUUGAUCUUUGUAAGUGCAGCUCUCUUUGGACAGCCGGUGGAAUGCUAUCAUGUUUACACAGCGAGUCGAAGGUCUGGGGAGCCGAGACGUGUGGACACACCUACUUCCUGAGGGGCAAUCCACCCACUUCCUGUAUUGGAGGAAACGACAACUGGAAUUUUAGAUAAUUAAAUUUGCAAAUGUUUUCUUUCUUUUUUCAUUCUUUUUUGUCUCUUGUGGCACAGUGAGCAUUUGAUAAGGAAGGUGUCUCAGACAGAUUGGAAUAUUUCUUGAUACUUAUUUGUACAGUUCCUUCAUUAAUAUGACUUAACCAUAUUGUAUUGAAGAUGUAUUGACUAAACCUGCCAUAAAUGUAACUAGUUUUAUAAAAUAAAUAUACAUGCAGA